Brassicogethes aeneus is the source of this 528-nucleotide messenger RNA. The record is from the annotation of a GenBank genome assembly. NCBI's taxonomy places the organism in Eukaryota, Metazoa, Arthropoda, Insecta, Coleoptera, Nitidulidae.
AUGUACUGUGGGGUGCAAAACUCACAUUUAGAAACUUUGGAGCAACUUAACCAAAAAUUUAAUGAUCCUUCUACACCAGGGCCAAUAAAGACCAUGAUUCUAAGUAUUGCUCCAAAAUCGUGGAGCGAAAACAGGCUUGCAAAAGAGUUUGGAACAUCCAGAAGGCAGGCAAAAAAUGCAAAAGAGUUGGUGAAAAAAAAAGACUUUUAUCUUAGAGAAGAUAAGAGCCGAUUAAUGCCUGGUAAAAAAGAUUUUGUAUCCAUUAAAAAGGACGAUGGAAAAAGGGAACAUUUGCAAAAACAAUUAAUUCUUUAUAAUCGCAGGCGAACGGAAUCGAUCGCCAUGCACGCGUCAGCAUGCCCAGGUAUUAUUCGUGGAUUAAACCGGAGCCCAGCUUCCGGAUUUGCACCCGCAAAAACGUAUUUUCGCCAUCCAAUCGCCUGUUUAGAUCCACAAUCGUACAUCUAUGUACCUACUUCUUCGCCGGAGUUUUUGACGCGCCUUAAGAGCUUUACUCACUUUUUGUAA